Gloeophyllum trabeum ATCC 11539 is the source of this 507-nucleotide messenger RNA. RefSeq lists its product as uncharacterized. The coding region runs from base 1 to 507 and encodes 168 amino acids. Lineage: Eukaryota; Fungi; Basidiomycota; Agaricomycetes; Gloeophyllales; Gloeophyllaceae. The transcript has 3 exons. The record is from RefSeq and is a predicted model, not a curated record.
AUGCGGCCCCGCCAUUCCCUUCGAGUUUGGCAGAACUCCCCUCAGGUGGAGGAAGUGCCGUUCGUGCUCGAUAUGUGCGUGUAUGUUCCCGACGUGCAGCCCUGGCAGAGCCGAUACAACGGCACGUUCGGGCUCGCCACUGCACAACCCAAUAUUGCUACUGAGACAUACGACCCCGCCACGCCCUACGUUAAUGCGCUGAGCAGCUUGCAGCGGUUGGGCAGCAACGCGCGGCUAAUCCAGCAGGCGGAGGGGCACGGGCACACCACCCUCAGCCAGCUGUCGUUUUACACCUUGGAGUUAGUGCAGGCAUACCUGCUGGACGGUGUUGUGCCGGCGGACAGCCACACCGACCAGCAGCCGUUUGUGCCGCUUGCGAAUCGGAAUGGGGGUGGUUCUGGAGACCUUGACAGUCGCUUUAUAUAUGCUCGCGCAGAGCGUGCUACUUUGACGGACAGGAAGGAGAUCUCAGGACCAUGGCGAUAUAUCUCACUACUGUCUUUCUAA